Moneuplotes crassus is the source of this 4622-nucleotide messenger RNA. NCBI's taxonomy places the organism in Eukaryota, Ciliophora, Spirotrichea, Euplotida, Euplotidae. The record is from the annotation of a GenBank genome assembly.
UAAUUUAAACAAUGAAGAUGAAAUCAGUGCUAAAUAAAAUCAGUUAUGAACAGCCCAAUGCUCUUUCGCUCCCAAACUCAGUCGAGAAGCCCAAUGAUAAAUAAGAAGAUGGCAGCAUACUCAACUUUUCAAAGGAAGGACUAUCAGGAUUAUUACCAGUCUGAUAAAUCUAAUGAGAAGUCUGCUACCAAGAAAUCUACCUAUAAGCCCAAUGCCUCGGCCACGAAGAAAUGAUAUGAUAAAUAUCAGUACCGGAGUGUAGAGGGAGGCCAAAAGAAAACGAGGGCAACAAUAGAUGCCAAGAUUUCUGCACACUGCAAAGAAGAAACUGAAAAUUAUGAAGAACGCAAGACUUUUCAAAUAAAUCGAGGGAGCAAGAGAUCUUACGAAAGACUUAGAAAUUCUCCUAAGAAUUGUGAUACCAGAGAUCUUAGGUGAUCACAAAAGAAUAAUUUUAUUUCAAAGGAUUUUUCAGCAGCUCAAAAACAAAAUAAAUCAGCAUAUACAUCUAAAUGCUCUACUAGCAAGAGAAACUACCAGAGCAUGCCUCAGGAAUCGUUAAAGUACAAAGAAAAGGGCUGCAAAUCAUUCAAAAAUCCUCCAGAGGAUCCAGAUCCAAUCAAGAUUAAUGCUUCAAAAAUUGGGCAAUCUGGUGGACAUCCCAAAACGAUAGCUAAAGAUAAAAUAAAAAGAACAUGGUCAAAGAAAUCGUAUCAAGAAGAACCUAAAGUACCUAAAAUGACUAAGAAAUAUUCCCAAAGAAGGGGAUCAAAUACUGAUGAGAACGAUCUUCUCACCAAAUCACGGAUCCCAGUACCAAAUGCUGUUAGAAAGAUGAUUAAAAAUACUGAGACUAAGAAAAAUAGAUAUCAUCACAAAGGAAGGGCACCAAUCACGGUUAGAGAGCCUUAUACAGGAACCAACAUCAGAGAGCCUGAAGAAGUACUUCAAAUGAGCUAUGAAGCUAAUACAAUCAGGGAUAAUAUUUAUAACGAAGACCGGUUAGAUGAGCUGAAUCCCACAAUUCAGGACUUCUCAACUGAAGUCCUGACAGAUGACAUAAAAGAUAAUCUUGUAGUCAACUUGGAGCACCUCAUUGAUGAGGAACUCUGUAUCAACAAAAUCCUUGGAAACAUCAUGAAGAAGAAGUCGGUCCAAGAUUACUGAGUCCAAUGGUGGGAAAUCACAGAAAACUCAUCUGUUAAAGAAAUGCAAGUUUUCUUUGAAGAAGAGCUAUCCAGAAGGUUGAUCAAAAACCAUCAAGUUCUCUUGUGUAUUUUCAUCGGAUUUAUUGAAAGCCAUCAAAAUUUCAUCUAUAAAUUCUCUCAAUGUUGGAGUAAGGCCAAGAAUUUGAUCAAAUACCUACAAAGAAGCUAUUUAGUAUUCAUACAAUUCAUCAACAAUAAUUUGAGCGAUGAUCAGUAUAACUCUGCAAUGGACUGGGCUACCAGGUUGAAUAACAUUCUUUGAACAAGGCCAGUGAUGGAGGAGCUAUAUGGUGUUCACAACUCAGCGUUAUUAACUAACAACAAUGAGAUCUGUACUAUCUUGAUUAAGGACCUGCUAAAGUCAAACAAUUCGAACUGGACUUUUCAGAAUCAGAUUUUAAGAAUUUUGAAUGGGCUAGAAACUGUAGAUCUUCUUGAUGUACGAACCAUUGUGAGUGCUAUUGUGAAAGAGACAAAACUCCAAAAGCCAAGCCCAACUGUCAAUAUUCGGAAAGCACCUAGGCUUCAAGACUGGGAUGUCCAGGUUGAACGAGAGAAACGUCUUGAUGACAGAGAAGAUAAUUCUCCAGAUAUUUUCAGUGAGAAGAAGAGCUUCAAAUACAAUGAGAACUCUUUGAAAAAGGAAAAAUAUAAAAUUGAAGUAAACAAAAGCUCUGUAGUUGAGAGGUCUCACUCUAAAUAUUAUUAUGAAAAGAACCUCAGCUUUGAAGAGACUAAAACCAAUAGAGUUCUAGAUUUCAGGGAUUUAAACUGAGAGAGUUUUGACUUAGAGAAUGACAAGCAAAACUCGAGCAAGUUUCAUCUUGAAAACUCUUCAAGCAGACUUGAAAAAUUUUAUUCUAAAAAUAGACACAAAAAAUCAGUUAAGAAUUCAAAGGAUAUUAAGAAGUAUAAGCCAUCAAAAGCUUGGAAAGAUUAUGAUGAAAACGAUUCCUAUAUUGAUCAAGCAAGUUGUGAGUCGGAAGAUCCAAACCCUAUAAUUCCUGUUCCAGUCCCCCCAGAGGCAAAGCAGUUGGCUCAGUUUACCAAGAAUAGUCCUCCCCAGGUCUUAUCAAAAACAUUGAGAAACGAUGUGAAGAAAGAAGUAGACCGCAACAAAUUUAUAGAAGACUCUUCUCACCAGAAUCCUCAAGAUGAAUCUCUUGAAAAUUUUCUCAAAAAUGAUGAAAAGACUUUGUACAAGAAAAUGAAGAAGGACAAAAAUGGUCUUGUUAUGAAAGAUUGGACUUCAACCCCUACAAAGAAUAAGUUUGCUAGCAGUACAUAUAACUCAGGAACUUAUACUAUGAACAAGACCUUCCAAGUCAAUAGAAGGCAAGAGCAAAAUUUGAAGACUGCUGUUCAGGAGGUGACUAAGAAACCUCUAGAAACUCCUCAAGGAACUCCUUCGAAGUAUAUAGCAAUGAGCUUGACUCAGAAAUGUAAGACUCCCACUCCAGUACCUCAAAAGAAAGCAUUCAUGACUCGGAAGGAUGAAAGGCUGACCAGGUUUGAGAAUCAGACUAAAGCUCCAACAUUAAAUGAUAGCUUUAACAAGAAAAAGCAGAGCACUGGUUUGGUAGACAUGAUUGCAGACGCUGUGGCUCCAUUCUUCAAAAGAAUGCGGAAUAAGUCUGUCUGAAAAAGUAUUGAAAGAGAUCUCAGAGAUGUUGCCAAAGAUUACAGAAAUAAUAAACCAUUGAGAUUUGCUACACCAAAGCCAAAUAAGAAAAAUUUUGAUAUCACUUUUAACUCAACAAAUGGAUUUAAUUCUAAAAAAGAGAAGGAAGAAGCUAAGCAGAAUGCUAGAGAAGAAGUUGUGAUAAAGCAAGUUACUCAUCAAGAAGUGGCAAAUUCAGAAAGUAAAACUCUAAUAUCAGACAACAAGCCUCAAGAGACAACUAACCUUACUCCUAUCCCUAUAGUUUGGGAUAAAGAUGAAGGAGACUCAACUCUUGACAACAAUCAGGUUUAUAUGGUCGAGAUGAAAGGACAGGAAAUAAUCAAAGAGCUGCCAUUUACUCAACGUCCAAAUGCUGAAAUAGAGUCUAGGCAGAAGAAACCAAUAGCUCGCGAUAAUAAAAGAUUUGACUGAAAUAAGUUGAAUGAACAGAAAUAUGAUGCUAUCAAAUUUGAAAAUCUUGAAGACUCCAUCAGAGUUGACCCAUUACCUGAUCAUGAUAAAAUAGACCAUCUCAUAGGAAGGGAUAGUAUAGAUUUCACUGAUGUUAACCAGUUCCUUACUAUUGGAGAUGAUGAAACUUUCUCUCUAAAUGAGACUAAUCUCUCACCUAAUAAGAAGACAAAGUUUGAUGUCCUUGAUGAGUUUAUGACUCCUAGUAACCAUCAUGAUGAAAGGAAGAGGUCAAAAUCUGACUAUGCUAUGACAAAUAAGCCUAUUGCUGAGCAAGCCUCGCAGGAGGAAUCGAAGGAUUGCAAAUAUCAGUCUCCUUUAUUAAAGAAUAGCAGCUUUGAAUGAAAAACAUCAAGAAAGAAUGAUAGGAAAGCAACUCUAAACAGCGAUGAAAGUAUCAAGGAAGAAAACCAGCUAAACCAGCUACAGUUAUUGAAAAGAUUUUCAGUGUCAAAAUCAAAGCUUCCUUCUAGCCAUCUCCCAGAUUCUCAGGAGAAGGACCCUGAAACUCCGAAUAUCGUGAAUAAGCUACAAGCAAUGAAUAAGUCUGAGGAUCUUGAGGAAGAUUCUCAGCAGGAUAGUCUAAAAGAUUCAAAGACUGCUCCAAAAUUCUUAGUGAUAGAUACAACCGAAGAAGAACUAGAAGAGCUUGCUAAAAUAGAUGCUGAACUAGCCAGAGCAAAUAGUGAGGAUUAUUGCUCGAGCUAUGAUGAAACUUCUCUUAUAUAUGAAGAUAUCUCAAUGCCACCUAUUAAGGAAGGGUAUCAAUAUACUCUUGUCAUCGACUUGGAUGAGACCCUCAUCCAUUAUAAUGACGAAGGAUUUUACCUUGUCAGGCCAGGAGUCCAAGAGUUUUUAAGCGAACUUUCAAAGUACUAUGAACUCAUGAUUUUCACUGCAGCAUUAAAAGAUUAUGCUGACAUGAUAAUUGACCAAAUCGAUCCGGAGAAGUAUAUCACUCACCGCCUGUACAGACAGCACUGAACCCCAAUUGGAGAAUUCCAUGUGAAAGAUAUUGAGAAAAUAGGAAGAGGACUAGAUAAGAUCCUGAUCAUUGAUAACCUUGCUGAAAGCUUCUCAAAGCAACCUCAGAAUGGAAUCUUAGUCAAAGAUUGGUUCGAUGAUAUGGAAGACCAAGAGCUCAGGAUGUUGGUACCUUUCCUCAAGUCCUUGGUAGAAACCCAAGUCCCAGACGUGAGGGAAGAAAUUAGAAAAGUACUAGAAUACUCUGAUGAAUAACUUCUCUAAUUUAUUUUUAAUUUUCAAGCACUCAAGCUUUU